Molecule: messenger RNA, 1200 nt
Organism: Acanthosepion pharaonis
Lineage: Eukaryota; Metazoa; Mollusca; Cephalopoda; Sepiida; Sepiidae
Source: the annotation of a GenBank genome assembly
AUGCCACCCGUCGUCGUGGAUUUCACUAAAACCAAAGUGUGUCUCUUUACAAUUAUCUCAAUCAAGCUCCAUUAUCUAUCUAUCUAUCUAUCUAUCUAUCUAUCUAUCUAUCUCUUCAUUCUCUUCACAUCUAUCUAUCUAUCUAUCUAUCUAUCUAUCUAUCUAUCUAUCUAUCUCAGUCCGUAUAAUAUCUAUCUAUCUAUCUAUCUAUCUAUCUAUCUCAGUCUGUUCAGAUCACGCUUUAUUAUCUAUCUAUCUAUCUAUCUAUCUAGUAUUCCAUUCCUAACUAUAUUUAUGUCUUCCCGUUCUUCCUUUAUUUUCUUUUUACGUUUUUCUCUCUCUUCCUUCGAUUACGUCUUGUCUUUCUUUCUUUCUUUCUUUCUUUCUUUCUUUCUUUCUUUCUUUCUUUCUUUCUUUCUUUCGUUUUUAUUUCCGCUCUUUAUUUUCAUUAUAAUCUUCUUUCUUUCUUUCUUUCUUUCUUUCUUUCUUUCUUUCUUUCUUUCUUUCUUUCUUUCAUUCUUUCUUUCUUUCUUUCGUCUUCUUGUUCUUUCUUUUUAUUUAUUUUUUUUAAAAUUUUCCUCUCUCUCUUCGAUUAUAUCUUCUCUUUCUUUCUUUCUUUCUUUCUUUCUUUCUUUCUUUUAUUUUUCUUUUAUUUUUAACAUUAUUUCCCCUAAGGUCUUCUUGUUCUAUCUUUUAUUUAUUUUUACUUUUCAUUCUCACCCUUCGAUUACAUUCUUUCUUUCUUUCUUUCUUUCUUUCUUUCUUUCUUUCUUUCUUUCUUUUUUCCUCUUGUUGUAUAGCUAUUUUUCUCACGUCCAUCUCCUCUUUAUAACUUUGUUGUUUCUUUCCUUUUUCUUCUUCUCGGCAUCUUUUUUCUUUCUUUUCUUUUCAGACUCCCUUUUCUUUUCUUUCCUAUCUCCCUGCUUUUCAAAACAUUUAAAUCCGUCUUUCAAACCUCGUCUUUCUCUUUCUUUUACCUUUCUCGUUGCUUGUCCGUUAAAAAAACUUUUAUUCUCUUCCUCCUCCCAUUUUAUCAACUAUCACUUUUCCCGCCUUUCCUUACAAACUAACAUUAGAAAUAAUCGACUAAAUCUAUCUAUCUAUCUAUCUAUCUAUCUAUCUAUCUAUCUAUCUAUCUAUCUAUCUAGUCAUCCAUAUAGAAACUGGUAUUGCUGUCUCACAGCUCAUCAGUAUUGCUAG